AGUGUGCCUGGGUUCGUGCUGUCGCUGUCAUGGCUUAAUAGUGUGACUGCUGGCCAUACAAAGAAGGUUGUUACUAAUGCCAUUAUGCUCUCGGCAUACUGUAUUGGCAACUCGGCUGGCCCCUUCAUGUGGAAGACGCAAUACAAGCCGCGUAACCACAUCCCAUGGGCUGUGAUUGGCGCAUGUUACGUCGCCUGCCCUGUACUUCUCCUUGUCAUCCGUGCUGUUCUCGUCCGAGAGAACAAAAUCCGUGACGCUGAGCCUGUUGACGAUGAAGAAGAAUACGUGAUCGAGAAAAUCACUGAGGAUGGAAAGCGUGUGGAAGUCAAGGUCGACAAGGCAUUUCUGGAUUUGACGGAUAGACAAAAUAGAGACUUCAGAUACGUUUUGUAA
Molecule: messenger RNA, 393 nt
Organism: Suillus bovinus
Lineage: Eukaryota; Fungi; Basidiomycota; Agaricomycetes; Boletales; Suillaceae
Exons: 4
Cellular component (GO): membrane
Molecular function (GO): transmembrane transporter activity
Source: RefSeq, a predicted model, not a curated record